Thlaspi arvense is the source of this 252-nucleotide messenger RNA. The record is from the annotation of a GenBank genome assembly. Lineage: Eukaryota; Viridiplantae; Streptophyta; Magnoliopsida; Brassicales; Brassicaceae.
AUGCUUCUUAAUUUAGGUUUUCAAGGAGAAAGUAUUCUGGUUUUGCAGGACAAUCUCUCUCGGGGAAAUCUGGGUGCUGUGAAGGUUUUACAGGAAAUAUUUCCAGAACCCGGGAGGCUCCAGUUUAUUUAUGCAGACUUGGGGGAUGCAAAAGCUGUGAAUAAAAUAUUCUCUGAAAAUGCAUUUGAUGCUGUGAUGCAUUUUGCUGCUGUUGCAUAUGUUGGAGAAAGCACUCUUGAUCCCCUGAAGUAA